This is a messenger RNA of Lasiodiplodia theobromae, 1242 nucleotides long. Its product is annotated as 3-ketoacyl- thiolase b. Gene Ontology annotation, molecular function: acetyl-CoA C-acyltransferase activity. NCBI's taxonomy places the organism in Eukaryota, Fungi, Ascomycota, Dothideomycetes, Botryosphaeriales, Botryosphaeriaceae. Gene Ontology annotation, cellular component: peroxisome. The transcript has a single exon. The record is from RefSeq and is a predicted model, not a curated record. Gene Ontology annotation, biological process: phenylacetate catabolic process; fatty acid beta-oxidation. The coding region runs from base 1 to 1242 and encodes 413 amino acids.
AUGGCAGGCUUCAUACAAAAAGGCGCCAAGAACAUCCUUCAAAAGAACCCCAACGACAUUGUCUUCCUGUCUGCCCUGAGAACCCCGGUAACAAGGUCCAAAAAGGGCGGAUUGAAGGAUGCCUACGACCAUGAGCUGCUCGCAACCGUGCUGAAGGCCACGCUUGACAAGAACCCCAAGCUCGACCCUGCCGCAGUACAGGAUAUCCAGAUCGGCACCGUGCUGUCCGAGCUGGGCGGCUCUAAAGCCGGCCGCAUGGCCGCCAACCACGUCGGCUACCCCACCAGCGUCUCCUUCCAGACCGUCAACCGUGCCUGCAGCUCCGGCCUGGCCGCCAUCACCGGCGUCGCCCACAGCAUAGCCGUCGGCCAGAUCGACGUCGGCAUUGGCGGCGGCAUGGAGAGCAUGACGCGCAACUACGGCUCGCGCGCCAUCCCCACGGUCCUGUGGCCUGCGCUGAAGGACAGCCCCGUCAAGGACGCCCGCGACUGCAUCAUGAACAUGGGCAUUACCGCCGAGAACGUCGCCGAGCGCUACGGCGUUAGCCGCGCCGACCAGGACGCCUUCGCUGCCCGCUCCCAGCUGCGCGCCGCCCAGGCCCAGAAGGAUGGCCUCUUCGACGCCGAGAUCGUGCCCGUGACGACGCGCUUCCGCCCCGACCCCGAGGUGCCCGAGAAUGAGGAGGAAAUCACCGUCACCAAGGACGACGGCAUCCGCCCCACCACCACCGUCGAGAAGCUGGCCUCCAUGAAGCCUGCAUUCAAGCCCGACGGCUCGUCCACCGCUGGCAACAGCUCGCAGGUUUCCGACGGCGCCGCCGCCGCUCUCAUGAUGCGCCGAAGCACCGCCCACGCCCUCGGUCUCCAUGACUCCAUCAUCGGCAAGUGGGCUGGCACCCAGGUCGUCGGCUGCGCUCCCGAUGAGAUGGGCAUUGGUCCUGCCGUCGCCAUCCCUAAGCUGCUGGACUAUACCGGUGUGAAGACGGAGGAGGUUGGCAUCUGGGAGAUCAACGAGGCUUUUGCCAGCCAGGCCGUCUACUGUGUGCGGAAGCUGGGCAUUGAUGAGGAGAAGGUCAACCCCAAGGGUGGUGCUAUUGCCUUGGGUCAUCCUCUGGGCGCCACUGGCGCAAGACAGUUGGCAACACUUCUGCCCGAGAUGGAGAGGCAGAGCCAAGAAAUUGGUGUUAUUAGCAUGUGUAUCGGAACGGGUAUGGGCAUGGCCAGCUUGAUUGUCAGGGAGUAG